UUUAAUUAAAGUACAACAUUUGUCAUAAUAAAAAAUAAUUAUAAUAUAGCGCUUUGAACAAUGUCGAAUUAAAAUCGUAAUAUAAACACCCAUGAAGCAAAUUGAUGUCGAGAUAGGCUCGACUUAGAAGUUCAAAGGGUUAAAUAUCUUACGAUUCACACCGAACACACACACACACACACACACACACACAUACAUACGCACGCGCUUAUGCACGUACACUGCACGGAUAUCUAGAUUACAACGUAUACAUACAUACAUACAUACAUACGUGUCAUGUCCUUCUUAAGAUAAGAGCUUUCGACGGGAUGGUUAAUAUGCUCUAUCUUUCGAGCAUACUUGUGCAUCGCGAAAUGAAAAGGAAUAGCACGAAGGAUUUAAGGCAACAAAAAGAAAUGAGAGAAAGAACAAAAAAAAAAAAAAGAAGCACUAAAAGAAAAGAGUAGAAAAAAGAAUGAGAAAAUAGAAAAAAAGAAAAAAAAAGAAAAGAUUCUUCAUCGAUGGAAAAGUUUAAAGAGUUUCGAUCGACGUUACACGGUUUCCCUUCGAGACACUCGACCCUAGUGACUGAAAGCAACGAAAGAGAUAGAUAGAGAGAGAGAGAGAGAGAGGAGAAGGAGAGAGAAAGGGAAGAAAAACAAGGAAGGGAAGAAAGAAAGAAAGAAAGAAGAAGAAGAAAGAGAAGAAAAAGAAAGAAAUAAAUAAAGGAAGGCAGGAAGGAAGGAAGGACGGAAAAGGAAGGAAGGAAGGAAGGAAGGAAGGAAGGGAAGGUGUCCUAUCAACUGACACGUGUGCUGUGUAUUUGUGUAUACGUGUUCUUUUUUUUUUUUUAUAUCUCUGUGUGUGUUUUCCAAUUCUCUCUCUCUCUCUCUCUCUCUCUCUCUCUCUCUCUCUCCUUCUCUGUCCAUCUAUCUAUCUGUCUAUUUGUGUUUUCCUGGACGUCCAUUUUAAACUGAAGAAGAAGGAGAAGAAAAAGAGGAGGAAGAGAUCGGACAAGAGUCACGGUUACGAAGGUGCAAAAGAGAAGGAAGAAGAGGAAGAAGAAAAGAAACGAAGGGUGGCGAAGUGAGAGAGAAAGAGAGAAAGAGAGAGAGAGAGAGAGAGAGAGAGAGAGAGAGUGAGAGCGAGCUAGGAGAGGAGAAAGGAAAAAAAGUUUUCUGAAGCGUUCGCGAACACCUCUCUUCUUUUCAGUGUGUUUAAAACCGUCUCGACGAGCUUACGGUCGAAUAAAAAGAGAACGAAGGAACGAUCGAUCCAAAGAAAGAAAGGGCCGUGCAUGUUUAACUGUGGACUAUGGCAAGGAUCCGUAGUCGCCAGACUAUCAUGAUUCUCGGUUAUCUCGCGAUCGGCGUAGUCCUCGCGCAGAAUCCUGUUGAGGAGAAGACAACCUUCGAGGCUGCUUUUCAAGGAAGAUGCGGGCAUAGAUCUCCCUGCGAGCAUCUUUGCUACGAACUUCACGACGGAAUGUAUGAAUGUGACUGCAGGGACGGCUACAUACUUCAUAAGAAUGGAUAUAGUUGUGCCGAACUCAAUGCGACGUCACCGUCUACCAGCGAAUUCGGAGAACUCGUCGACGACAUGGAAAGAGACGAAUUGAACUUGGAAACGGAGGAGGACGAAGAUGCGGUCGAAGAUAUUCUUUAUAUGCGUGGUGCAUCGUUCACGAUACAUUUGGACCAACCGAACGAAAACUCGACGACAAAUGGAACAAAAGUGAACGGACAAUUCAAUGGGACAUCUGAAAUCCCGGACUCUGGUCUUCCUACCGUUUCUCCUCAGGUACCAAGCACAACGCAGAAGUCAUCAACGAACGAGCUAAGUGAUAGUAGCACUAUAGCAAGUACCGAAGCAACCUGUACCUUGGAUUGUGGACCUGGUAAUUGUUUCAUCGAGCCAUCCCUCGAUGAAGAUAUUCCGGCGGUAUUAGUUACCGAGAGAAAUGGAAGCAACGAGGAUGGAUCGAUGACUAUGGAUCUCGAGGGCAACAGCGUAGCUCUUAGACAGCAGAAGGAAGGCAACUCCUUCAGGCAGAGGUGUCAAUGCCCUCUUGGUAGAGGCGGCGAUCGAUGUCAGCUUGAAGUCGAAGUGAGAUCACCGAGAUUUACGGGGUCAGGCUGGUUGGCAUUUCCAGCGCUAAGGGCGGCUUACAAGCACGUACAAUUAGAGUUAGAAUUUCGACCGGAAGCAUGGGACGGUGUACUACUUCUUGCCGGCGAACGAGACGAUCUUCAGGGUGAUUUUAUGGCCCUUAUAUUGCAUCAUGGUUUUAUCGAGUUCAGGUUCGAUUGCGGAAGUGGCGCGGGUACCGUGAGAAGCACGCAAACGGUGAAGCUCAACGAGUGGAACACUUUGAGCGUCUAUCGGCAUCGUUGGGACGCCUGGAUACAGCUGAAUCAGGAAAAGCGUGUGCAAGGAAGAUCGGAGGGCUUAUUUUCGAGGAUUACCUUCCGUGAGCCCCUCUUCGUUGGUGGACCGGGAAAUACGAGCGGCCUCGAGAGGCUCCCAGUGAGAACUGGAUUCAAAGGUUGCAUCCGACAUUUGGAGGCAAACGAGCACCGUUACCGUUUCCCCUUGGCACCCCAGGGCGACGCAGCCAAUGGUUUCGACGUUGAGGAAUGCACGGCGGAUAGGUGCAGCAAAGUGCCAUGCGCCCAUGGUGGAAAAUGUCUGACAACCGGUGGUGACACUGCAGUGUGUCUCUGUCCCCUUGGAUACACCGGUGAUCUCUGUGAGACUAGAGUAGACCUUCAGGUACCAUCGUUUAAUGGGUCAUCCUAUUUACGUUAUCCAGGAUUAGGUGAUGCUUCACUCUCCUGGUUAGAAUUAUCCGUGACCUUAAAGCCUACGGCUCCCGACGGUGUUAUCAUUUACAAUGGGCAUCACAGCGAUGCUUCCGGUGAUUUUAUCGCCCUUUAUCUUUCUUCGGGAUACGUACAUUUCACCUUCGAUUUAGGAACUGGAGCAGCAAGCCUAAGAAGCGACAACCCAGUUCAUUUAGGAGAAUGGUUAGAAAUCAAAGUAUCAAGGACCGGUCGUUUGGCAUCUCUCAAAGUCGAGGACGAUCCAAUUCGAGAGAUUUUGGCACCAGGCGCAUACACGCAAUUAUUUUUACCAUUGAAUCUUUAUCUCGGUGGUGCACCAUCGCCCGAUCUCUAUUCGCUCAAACUUAAAACAACGAGCAGCUUCGUCGGUUGCAUUCAAAGCGUCAUUCUUAAUCGACGUGAGAUCGGUAUCUUGGCUGAGGCCUUGGGUGGUAUGAACGUUGGAAAUUGUGGUCACGCUUGCGAGGCCAGGCCUUGCGGAGACGCUGAAUGUCGACCUCUGCGAGAUCGAUUCACCUGUCGAUGUCAUGCCGGUGUACCCCAUCCAUGCCCAGCUUUGGAUGAUUAUACGUUGUUAACGUCGAUGCGUGGUAAUAACGUCAACGUACCACCACCGACGAUAUUUAAAAAUUCUGUGCCUAGUUUUACUGGAAGCGAAAGUUAUCUUCAUUAUAAUGACGCUGAUACUAUGAAGAGGAUAAUAAGCUACAGAGUGGACAUUAAUAUGAGAUUCCGAGCUAGCAGUAGUAGCGGGUUGUUACUUUGGAGCGGUCGACAUUCGGAUCCUCAGGAACAAAAGGACGAAAACGACGAUUUCCUUGCUCUUGGCUUGAAUCAGGGUUAUCUGACAUUGGCGUAUAACCUUGGCUCGGGUGAAGCCAUCUUGAGAUACAAUCUUACAAGGUUGGACGACGAUUUGUGGCAUCGCAUUAGAGCUGUCAGAAACGAGCAAUGGGCGUCGCUCGUAGUGGACAGUGGUACGGGUGUGUCGGCAUCGUCGCCAGGUCAAUUGAGACAAUUAAACACGGACACAGGAUUAUACGUGGGUGGUGCGCCAGAUAUCGUAAAGACAACAGGUGGAAGAUAUACGAAAGGUAUCGUAGGAUGUAUCAGCGAUCUGAUAUUAGAUUCGGAUUUGUCGGUACCAUUGUCGUCACCUGGACAAGCGACCAAUACGCACUCGUGUAUUCCUUGAAAAAGAACCAUGCCGUUCACCUUCGAAAUGGUAGGGCCUUUCGUAGACUAUAUCUAGGAUAUGAAAAAAAAAAUUUAUUACCAGAAGAGACUUGACUUGACUUAACGAUGACGAUGACGACGAUAACGACGAGUCAAGGUCAAAGCGUUACGACCAUAACGGAGCUCUCUCUCUCUCUCUUUCUCUCUCUCUCUCUCUCUCUCUCUCUUUUUCUCUUUUUCUCUCCCUCUCCUUCGUCCAUCUGACUAUCUGUCUGUCUCUUUUUUCCUCAUUUUUAUGAUUCGUCAUUGCACGUAGAGAGCUUCUGAAUGAAAUAUCUACCAAGCUAGAAUUAUAUGGAAAAAAAUAUAAUAUAUCUGAAGCGUCGAUAUUAAAUAAAAAAAAUGAAAAUGAAAAAAAUAAAAAAAAAUAUAUAUAUAUAUAUAUAUAUAUAUAUAUAUAUAUAUAUAUAUAUAUGGUCGUAAUACUUUGAGACCUGUCGAUCGUCCAGUUAUUCAUUUUUGUUUUUAUGUUCUCCGUGACGACUUCCUAUUGGUCCUAAAGAAAGAACUAUAGUUACCAAAACGUCAAAUGCACGGAGAGCUAUUCUUUUUUUUCCCUUUUGCCAGAUUUUAUUUCUCUUUUCAUUUCUUUUUUUGUCUCUUUAUUUAUUUAUUUAUUUAUUUAUUUAUUUAUUUGUUCAUGUAUUUAUUUAUGUAUUUAUUUAUGUAUUUAUUUAUUUUGUGUUUCUGUCCUUUGCUUUCUCCCUUUGACAUAAUAAUCCUUCAAGAAUGAUCGCGUUGAUAAUGCGAGCAGCAAAUUUGUUAGAUUAGGAUCGUGAACGUAUCGUAACGAAGGACACGAACAUUCAAACUAUAAUUCUCUGGUACACGGAGGCGCAAAGGUUCGUGGGCCUAAAGCAAAAAAAAAAAAAGAAAAAAGAAGAAAAAAGAAAAACAAAAUAGGAAAAGAAAGGGAGAAAAGAAAAAAUAAAAAGAAGAAUAUAAAGGAAAGAGAAUAUUAUAAGCAAAGAAAGGAUGAAAGAGAGGAAGAAAAAUAAUGGAGUAAUACGGUGUAGGCAGGACAGAGAAAUCCCUCCAAUGUCAAUUUUUAUUAAACGCCCUCAUACACCGUUAAGGUAAUGGAUAUACUUCGAUAAAUAUGAAGAAUAAACGAAAGAAGAGGAUGGAGGAAGACGAAUAAGAGAAGUAAAAACAACAAAAAAAAAAAAAAAAGAAAAGAAAAACAAACAAAUAAGUAAUUAAAUAAAUAAAUAAAUAAAUAAAUAAAUAAAUAAAUAAAUAAAUAGAACAAGGAAGAAUAAAAAAUACCCGCGUCGUUUCAGGGUCAUCGAAUACAUACGUAUAUAAAUACAUAUAUACAUACAUAAAUAUAUGUAUAAUGUUUAUGUGUGUGUAUGUGUGUGUGUGUAUGUGUGUGUGUGCGUGCGUGUGUGUGUGUGUUUAUAGAUAUGUACGUGUAUUUCACAGAUUGCAAUUUUUCUUGACACGUACGUACAUACAUAUAUAAAUACAUAUGUACAUAGACGCGGAUUGCCAGUUACAUUCUACAUAUACCAACGACGAUGAUAACGAUUAUGAUAACGACGACUAUGAUUAUGAUUAUGAUUAUGAUUAGGGCGACUAUGACGACGAUGAUGAUCUUUUUAUCAAUGUAGAAUUUUUACGACGCAAAUUUUCAUAUUGAUUAAGAAGGGUGUACACCUAUAUAAACGCGUUCAUAGUUCUUCAUAAAUACAUAAAUGAAUAAAUAGAUACAUACAUGCAUACAUACAUACAUACGUACGUACGUACGUACGUACGUACGUACAUAUAUACAUACAUACAUACAAGUACAAUUGUUUCGGUUUUAUAACGUUUAAUGAGCCGUGUCAUUGCGAUCGCUCUAAUCGCCGUUUAACGAAGAAAAACUAAAGAAGAAAAUAGAAAGAAAAAAAACUAACGAAGAUCCUGAUCCGUGUAGGAGAAAAUAUAUAUUAUUAUAUACAUACACGAUGGACCAAAAAAUAUUCGAUCAUCCUAGAAUCGGAAUAAUAAAUGGAAUAAAGAUCGGUGAUUAUGUUUACGAGCAAGAAAGAGACAAUAAUAGUUCGUUACCGUAACUAUUAUAGAAAGAAAAGAGAGAGAUAUAUAUAUAUAAAAGAUAUAUAUAUAUAUAUAUAUAUAUAUAUAUAUAUAUAUAUAUAAAAGAAGAAGAAGAAGAAAAGAAAAAAGAGAAAAAAUAAAUAAAUCGCGUUCGCGAAAUAAAUGUAUUCUCAAAGGAAUUUAAUUUUCUUUUCUUUUUAUUUAUUUAUUUAUUUAUAAUCGUUAAUCGAGCAGAUAAAAACUAAUUCUCUCGAAGAAUUAAAUUUGUAAUGUAAUCUAAUUUGAAUGUUUCUAGAGAUAUAUUUUUGUUCUUUUUUAAAUCUCUUUGCUGAGCUUGCUGCUACUUCUUCUUUUUUUCUUUUUUUGUUUUUUCCUUCUCUCCAACAUUACAUACACACGGGCAUACCAUCAAUAACAUUGGCUGUAACCUAUCGCAACAUAUAUAUAUAUAUAUAUAAUAAAUGAUUAAAAACAAUAAAAAAAUGCGUGUAUAAUAAAAGUCUCUCUCUUUCUUUCUCUUUUUCUCUCUUUCUCUCUCUCUCUCUUUCUCUCUCUCUCUCUCUCUUUCUCUCUUUCUCUGUUAGUGAGAGAGUAUGAAAAAUAAAAAUAAAGAAAGAAAAAAAAAAAAGGAAGGAAAGAAGGAAUAAACGAAAUGAAACGAAAAACGAAAUUAACUUCGUUCGUUUCCUUCGAUCAAAAUUCGUAUAUUCGAGAAUUUUCUAGAUCAAAUCACUGUUCAUAAUGAUUUGAAUGGAAAUGAUGAUGACGAUUAGAGAACUGAUCCUAGGUUUAUUUAUUCAUAAACUUACUAGGUAUAUAUAUAUGUAUAUACAUAUAUAUAUACACAUACAUACAUAUAUGUAUAUAUACAUGUCUCAUAUCAACGAAUGGAACAAUGACGAUGGACAAGGAUUUUAAAUGAACACCGACACAUAUGUAUGUUGUAUAGUUAUAUAUUACACACGUACAUAUAUGUACGAUCCAUUGAAUCGACUUAAAAUGAAGUAAUCUUAUUCGAAUGGCUGAAAAUUUAAUAAAAGCAAUCGGCUGAUAUGUCAAUUUUUGUACGAUUUAAUGUUGAUUUCUGUUAACUAUGCGUAUUUGAUAUAGUAUAUCAAAAAGUAGAAUCAUAUAAUAUAAUUAACGUAGACAGAUUAAUGGGAAAAUUAUUGAAUAAAAAAAAAGAAAAAACAAUGAAUACAUACACACACACAUAUAUAUAUAUAUAUUUAUAUAUAUUAUAAUAUAUAUAUAUAUAUAAAUAUAUACGUGCAUACACACGCGGACACAUACACGCAUACACACGGACACACACGAGUACAAUACAUGAGAAUCAAUCGUACGAAUAAAAGCUCGCGACUACUUCAGUCGACUUUUGCAUACGAAUAUAUAUAUACAUACAUACAUACAUACGAUUAAGUACACAUACGUUACAAUACGUUGCUGUGGGAGUAAAUAAAAUAAAUGAAAAAAAAAAAAAAAAAGAAAUGAAAAAGAAGAAGAAGGAGAGAAAAAGAAAAAAAGGAAAAGUUAAAAAGAAGGAUAUAUGAUUCGUCGUAAUAAAUGUUACAAAAGCGUUAUUUUGCACUCACGCACGCACACGUACACACACAUACAUACACAAGACGCGCGCACGCGCCAGAGAGAAAGUAAAUAUAUACAAAAGUAUUCGCCUUCGUCGUUUCUCACAUGAUUUACGCAUUUUUCGCGUUAUUUUGAUAUAAACAAAAUUGAGGGCGGAUGAGUGGAAGGAAUUGGGGUUAAGGUAGGGAGGGAGGGAGGGAGGGAGGGAGGGAGGGAGGGAGAAUUUGUUACGAUCAAUCCGAACACACAAUUUUGAUCGUAAAGUCAAACGUCCUAUAGCGCUUUUCUUCGUUAUCCUCUCACAACUCUACCGUACUUAUAUACACGAUAUAUAUGUAAAAAAAAAAAAAAAUAAUGAAAGGAAAAAAAAAAAAAAGAAAAAAAAGGUUUACCUUUAUAUU
Vespa velutina is the source of this 8086-nucleotide messenger RNA. Its product is annotated as pikachurin. Gene Ontology annotation, molecular function: calcium ion binding. Bases 1294 to 4017 code for a protein of 907 amino acids. NCBI's taxonomy places the organism in Eukaryota, Metazoa, Arthropoda, Insecta, Hymenoptera, Vespidae. The transcript has 15 exons. The record is from RefSeq and is a predicted model, not a curated record.